Strongylus vulgaris is the source of this 677-nucleotide messenger RNA. NCBI's taxonomy places the organism in Eukaryota, Metazoa, Nematoda, Chromadorea, Rhabditida, Strongylidae. The record is from the annotation of a GenBank genome assembly.
AUGGAGUUAAACGUCAAGCAAAGCGGGAUUGUUGAUCGGUUGGUGUUUUCUACAAAUUUCAAAAUCAAAAACAGAUGUCUCAGACGAACCGUGGAACGGUACCUUCGUGAGGACUUGUCGUGUGGACUGCACAGCUGUGAGACUUGCGCUUCUUUAGGUUUGAACAAUCUGGGAAGGAACACGAAUGAGGGCAAGAACACGGUGGUUUUUGGAAAUCAUGCAAUUAUUGUAGACGCUGAAGUAUGUCUUCGUUUCAUGGAUGUCUUCGAUUCCAGUCUCUUCACAAAUAUCAUCAUCACUCAAAACGUUUGGGAAUAUGUCAAGCAGAAAUCUAUUACAACUUAUAAGAAGCUUAACAAGUUUGUUUAUGAGGAUAAAGAUCCUCGUUUUGCCAUAUUUAUGAGUGAGUUUCAUCACAAGACGUUCGUGCGGCAAGAGAUCGAACUCAGUGACUCGCUCAGACGAGAGAAAGUGCUCUAUGUUUGCGCCAACUUUUUGAAAGACCAUUGGUCCAAGUACAAUAUCGUACCAGUUGUUUUGUGUGCGGAGGAUGAUAUUCUGUCUAGGCUCAAAAGCAACUAUGAGUUGACAUUUACCAUCAAACAGUAUAUAGCAGGUGAAAUUUUGGUCUCCUCCUCUCUUUGCUCAGAAAUAUCAAACUCCAUACAACUUUAGUC